GCUCAGUCUGGUUCUUGGGGCUGUUUUGAUGAAUUCAAUCGUAUUGACUUGCCUGUGUUGUCCGUAGCUGCUCAGCAAAUCUCCAUUGUGUUAACAGCUAAGAAGGAACGCAAGAAGGUGUUUAUAUUCACUGAUGGAGACAAUGUCUCCAUGAACCCAGAGUUUGGUAUAUUCUUGACAAUGAACCCUGGCUAUGCUGGACGACAGGAACUCCCAGAAAACUUGAAGAUCAACUUCCGUACAGUGGCUAUGAUGGUCCCCGACAGACAGAUCAUCAUCCGUGUCAAACUCGCUAGUUGUGGUUUCCAAGACAACACCGUCUUGGCCCGCAAGUUCUAUACGCUCUAUAAGCUUUGUGAGGAACAGCUGACAAAACAGGUACAUUAUGAUUUUGGCCUGAGGAACAUCCUUUCUGUACUUCGUACCCUUGGAGCUGCCAAGAGAGCCAGUCCAACAGACAGUGAAUCUACGACAGUGAUGAGAGUUCUGCGUGACAUGAACCUCUCCAAGUUGGUGGAUCAGGAUGAGCCGUUGUUCUUGUCACUGAUCAAUGAUUUGUUCCCUGGUAUUACGCUUGAUAAGGCUGGAUAUCCUGAGCUAGAAGGCGCUAUUAACCGCAAUGUUGAAGAUGCAAAACUAGUGAAUCAUCCUUCAUGGACGUUGAAGAUCAUCCAAUUGUUUGAGACCCAGCGGGUACGUCACGGAAUGAUGGCCCUUGGACCCUCAGGCGCAGGAAAAACUGCUUGCAUUCACACUCUAAUGAAAGCUAUGACAGAUUGCGGAGAACCUCAUCGUGAAAUGCGAAUGAACCCCAAGGCUAUCACGGCACCACAGAUGUUCGGAAGGCUGGAUGUUGCGACCAAUGACUGGACAGAUGGCAUUUUCUCCACAUUGUGGCGUCGUUCACUGAGAAUCAAGAAAACCGAUCACAUUUGGAUUGUACUAGAUGGACCAGUUGAUGCUAUCUGGAUUGAGAACCUGAACUCUGUGCUUGAUGACAACAAAACUCUCACACUUGCUAAUGGGGAUAGGAUCCCUAUGGCACCCAACUGCAAGAUCAUAUUUGAACCUCAUAACAUUGACAAUGCCUCCCCUGCUACUGUAUCUAGGAAUGGUAUGGUGUUCAUGAGUAGCUCUGGUCUGGACUGGAACCCACUUUUGAAGGGCUGGUUGAACAACAGGAGUCCCCAGGAGGAGGCUAUACUAUACAGUCUCUUUGAGGCAUCAUUCCCUAUCAUUUACAGACAUGCCUCACAGAACUUUGUUUGGAAGAUGGACGUCUUGGAAGUGUUUGUUGUAAAACAGUGUUGUGACUUGCUCCAAGGCCUAAUCCCAAACAAGGAUGACAAAGAAGCGGGACCAAUGAAGAAGGAACACUUUGAGCAUCUUUACAUUUUUGUCGUCAUGUGGAGUAUCGGUGCAUUCCUUGAGUUAGACGAUCGUGCCAAGCUAGAAGACUUUUUGCGCACAGAUUCAGAGAUUCCUAAACUGGACCUUCCUAAUACGUCAACAGUCGCAGAUUCCACUAUGUUUGACUUCUUCGUUGAUACGGAUGGUUCUUGGAGCCAUUGGGACAACAAGGUUGAAGAAUACAUCUACCCAGGAGACUCCACUCCGGAAUACGGUUCAAUCCUCGUACCAAAUGUCGACAAUGUGCGCACAGAUUUCCUCAUUCACACAAUCUCCAAACAGGAUAAGGCUGUUCUUCUGAUUGGAGAGCAGGGAACCGCAAAGACUGUGAUGAUCAAUGGCUACAUGGGCAAAUACAACCCUGAAACGCAUAUGUCUAAGAGUUUGAACUUCUCAAGUGCUACAACUCCUAACAUGUUCCAGCGAACUAUAGAGAGCUAUGUAGACAAACGAAUGGGGAGCACAUAUGGUCCUCCAGCAGGUAAGAAGAUGACUGUCUUUGUUGAUGACAUUAACAUGCCAAUCAUCAACGAAUGGGGCGACCAGAUUGCCAAUGAGAUUGUCAGACAAUUGAUGGAGAUGAAGGGAUUCUACAACCUUGAGAAACCUGGUGACUUCACCAGUAUAGUGGAUGUUCAGUUCCUUGCGGCCAUGAUCCAACCUGGAGGUGGUAGAAAUGAUAUUCCUCAGCGUCUAAAGCGUCAAUUCACAAUAUUCAAUUGUACGCUACCCUCUAACUCAUCCAUCGAUAAAGUAUUCCGUGUUAUUGGCUGUGGUCAUUAUUGUGAGGAGCGUGGUUUCUCGGAGGAGGUGCGAGACAUGGUGGCCAAGAUGGUCCCAGUCACCAGAAGACUGUGGCAGUUGACUAAGAUCAAAAUGUUGCCAACCCCCGCCAAGUUCCACUAUGUGUUCAACUUGCGUGAUUUGUCACGUAUCUGGCAGGGAAUGAUCAAUACGAUAGAGGAAGUAGUCCGCAAGAACACAGAUGUCCUUGCACUAUGGAAACAUGAGUGCUGUCGUGUCAUUGCUGAUCGGUUUACGAACCCUAAUGACGUCACUUGGUUUGAAAAGACAGUAAAACGUAUCAUUGAAGAAGAUGUAGGGGAAGAACACGUCCCAGGAGUUGAGGGGCAUAGAUAUUACCAGGAUUUUAUGAGAGAUGCCCCUGAAGCCACAGGCGAUGAGCCUGACGAUGCAGACUUUGAUCUCCCUAAAGUUUAUGAAGCUAUUGAAUCGUUUGACCAAUUGGAGGCGAGACUGAAGUUCUUCAUGCAACAAAUGAACGAGGCCAUCAGGGGCUCUAAUAUGGACUUGGUGUUCUUCAAAGAUGCUAUGAUCCAUUUGAUCAAGAUCUCACGUAUUAUUAGCACCCCCAGGGGAAAUGCUCUGCUUGUGGGGGUGGGAGGCUCUGGAAAGCAGUCGUUGACGAAACUUGCCUCAUUUAUUGCUGGAUAUAAAACAUUCCAAAUUACUCUUACUCGGUCCUAUAAUACAUCCAACCUGAUGGAGGACUUGAAAUAUCUAUAUAGGACAGCUGGUCAACAGGGCAAAGGAAUCACAUUCAUCUUUACAGAUAAUGAGAUUAAAGAUGAAGCAUUCUUGGAGUACAUGAACAAUGUUCUCUCAUCAGGCGUGGUGUCCAACCUGUUUGCCCGUGAUGAGAUGGAUGAAAUAACCCAGGAGUUGAUCCCUGUAAUGAAAAAGGAAUACCCACGUCGACCACCAACCAAUGAAAAUCUUUACGAUUAUUUCACUAGCAGAACACGCGCCAACCUUCAUGUUGUUCUUUGCUUCUCUCCAGUUGGUGAAAAAUUCAGAAGUCGUGCAUUAAAAUUCCCUGGUUUGAUUUCUGGAUGUACCAUGGAUUGGUUCCAACGUUGGCCAAAAGAUGCCCUCAUCGCUGUAGCUGACCACAUUCUGGGUCAGUUUGACAUUGUAUGCAGUCCCGAGGUGAAGAAACAAGUCAUCCAAGCUAUGGGGAUGUUCCAUGAUGGAGUUGCGGAGAAUUGUGUAGAAUAUUUCCAGAGGUAUCGUCGUACCACUCACGUCACCCCUAAGUCAUACCUGUCAUUCAUUAGUGGCUAUACAACCAUCUACGCUGAGAAAAAAACAGAAAUUGGUGAUCUUGCUGACAGGAUGAAUGAAGGUUUGGAGAAACUUCUUGAAGCAUCUGCCUCAGUGGCAGAGCUUAGUAAGGAACUGGUAGUGAAGGAGAAAGAUCUGGCAGUUGCUAACGUCAAGGCAGAGGAGGUAUUAAAGGAGGUAACCACUAAGGCCCAGGCUGCCGAGAAGGUCAAGAACCAAGUACAAAAGGUAAAGGAUAAGGCCCAGGCCAUUGUAGACUCCAUUGAAGCUGACAAAACUGUAGCUGAAGCUAAGCUGGAGAAGGCCAGACCAGCUCUUGAAGAAGCAGAGGCUGCUCUUAAUACCAUCAAACCUGCUGAUAUUGCAACUGUAAGAAAGCUGGGUAAACCACCUCACUUGAUCAUGAGGAUUAUGGACUGUUGUUUAAUACUGUUUGGGAAAAAUGUCAAGAAACCGGUGGAAAUUGAUUAUGAGAAGAUGUCCACCACACCAGCCUGGAGUGAAGCUUUAAGGUUGAUGUCUGCUGGCAACUUCCUGCAAGCUCUUUUGAAUUUCCCGAAGGAUAUGAUCAAUGAAGAAAUGGUGGAGUUGAUGGAGCCGUACCUCUCUUCUGAGGACUACAAUGUAGAUACUGCAAGACGUGUCUGCGGCAACGUGGCUGGCUUAUGUACAUGGACCAUGGCCAUGAAGACAUUCUUUUUUAUAAAUAAAGAAGUCCUACCACUCAAGGCUAACUUGAAAGUCCAAGAAGCACGUUUGAAUGCUGCCAUGGCUGACUUGAACCAAGCUCAGGCACAGCUAGAUGCCAAACAGAAAGAACUUAAUGAGGUGCAAGCUAUGUAUGAUGCUGCUAUGGCCGAAAAACAGCGUUUGAUGGACGAUGCAGAGAAUUGUCGCCGCAAGAUGAGUGCAGCAUCUGCCCUUAUCAGUGGUCUCGGAGGCGAGAAAGAAAGAUGGACGGAACAGAGUAAAGAAUUCAAGGCACAGAUUGGAAGAUUGGUAGGUGAUGUCCUCCUCUCCACAGCCUUCCUCUCGUACUCUGGGCCCUUCAACCAGGACUUCAGGACCUUACUCAACAAGUCAUGGAUGAAAGAAAUGAAAACAAGGAAAAUCCCAUUCACUGCAAGUCUUAACGUCGUGGACAUGUUAACUGAUGCUAACACUGUAGCAGUUUGGAAUCUGGAAGGAUUGCCCAAUGAUGAACUUUCAGUGCAGAAUGGUAUUGUUGUCACGAAAGCUGCACGUUUCCCAUUGUUAAUUGAUCCUCAAGGUCAAGGUAAAAUCUGGAUUAAGAACAGGAAUGCCGAUAAAGAAAUGCAACUAACCUCGCUGAAUCAUAAAUAUUUCCGUCAGCAUCUGGAAGAUUCAUUAUCACUUGGGCGGCCAUUGUUAAUUGAAGAUGUAGGAGAAGAACUUGAUCCAGCAUUGGACAACGUCCUUGAGAAAAACUAUAUCAAGUCAGGUUCAACAUUCAAGGUCAAGGUCGGUGAUAAAGAAUGUGACGUCAUGAAUGGUUUCGCUUUAUACAUCACAACGAAACUCCCAAACCCAGCAUAUACACCUGAGAUAUCUGCGAGGACAUCUAUAAUAGAUUUCACUGUGACAAUGAAGGGUUUAGAAGAUCAGUUGCUAGGACGUGUCAUCUUGACGGAGAAACAGGAACUGGAGAGCGAGCGUGUGAAACUCAUGGAGGAUGUGACUUCCAACAAGCGCAAGAUGAAAGAACUUGAAGACAACUUGCUGUACAGACUCACAAGUACACAGGGUUCUCUGGUUGAUGACGAUGAUUUGAUCAAUGUGCUUAAAGUCACAAAAAUCACCGCAGAAGAAGUCAGUCAAAAACUCCAGAUUGCUGCUGAUACAGAAAUCAAAAUCAAUACGGCCCGUGAGGAAUAUCGUCCUGUAGCAAACCGUGGGUCUAUCCUGUAUUUCCUUAUCACAGAGAUGAGCAUGGUUAAUACAAUGUACCAGACAUCACUCAGGCAAUUCUUGGAGCUAUUCGAUGCAUCUAUGUUAAAAUCAACAAAGUCGCCUAUUCCCCAGAAACGUAUCACAAACAUCAUUGAAUACAUGACAUUUGAGGUGUUCAGAUAUGCAGCUAGAGGUCUCUAUGAGAGCGACAAGUUGACAUUCACAAUCCUAUUGGCUCUGAAGAUUGACAUGGGAAUGAACAAGAUUAAACACGAGGAAUUCCAAACACUUAUUAAGGGUGGAGCCGCACUGGACUUGAAUGUGGUAACACCAAAACCCUCUAAAUGGAUCACAGACACCACCUGGUUGAACUUGGUGGAACUAAGCAAUUUACAUCAGUUCUCUGGUAUCUUAGAACAGGUUGCUAGAAAUGAGAAGCAAUGGAAGCAGUGGUUCGACAAAGAAGCACCAGAAGAGGAAAUAAUCCCAGACGGCUACAAUAAUUCUCUCGAUGUGUUCCGCCGCCUCCUAUUGGUCAGAUCUUGGUGCCCUGAUCGUACUUUGCCACAAUCAAGGAAAUACAUUGCUGAUUCCCUUGGAGAUAAAUUUGCUGAGGGUGUGAUUCUCGACCUCGAGAAAAUGUGGGAGGAGAGUGACAUUCGAAAGCCACUGGUUUGUUUACUAUCUAUGGGGUCCGAUCCUACCAACAAUAUAGAGGCCCUAGCUAAGAAACACAAGAUGGAGUGCAGAGCAAUCUCCAUGGGUCAAGGUCAAGAGGUUCACGCACGUGCCUUAAUGGCAAAUGCUAUGGCCAAUGGAGGCUGGGUAUUGCUACAGAACUGUCAUUUGGGACUCAAUUUCAUGGAUGAAGUCCUCAAUACAGUUGUAGAGACAGAAAAUGUGCAUGAUAGUUUCCGCCUCUGGGUCACCACAGAGGAACAUCCUAAGUUCCCCAUUAGUUUCUUACAGAUAUCAAUCAAGUUUACGAAUGAGCCACCCCAGGGUAUUAAAGCUGGCUUAAAGCGUACAUACCAGGGCAUGACGCAAGAUUUCUUAGAAGUUUCAAACAUGCCUCAGUGGAAACCAAUGCUCUAUGGGGUCUCUUUCUUGCAUACCUGUGUACAAGAGAGGAGGAAAUUUGGACCCCUUGGCUGGAACAUUCCAUAUGAGUUCAACUCAUCAGAUUUCAACGCUAGUGUCCAAUAUGUACAGAAUCACUUGGAUGAUAUGGAUAUCAAAAAGGGUGUCAACUGGACAUGUGUGCGUUACAUGUUUGGUGAAAUUCAAUAUGGUGGACGUGUUACUGAUGACUAUGACAAACGCCUGUUGAACACAUUCUGUCGUGUCUGGUUCGGAGAGCCCAUGUUCAGUCCAAGCUUCCAGUUCUACAAAGGCUACACCAUACCUAGUUGCAAGAAACUCGAUGAGUACCUCAAUAUUAUCAAUGAGAUGUCACCCACAGAUACCCCUGAAGCAUUUGGUCUGCAUCCCAAUGCUGACAUUACAUACUCAUCUAAAACUGCAUCCACCAUACUGAAUACAAUCUUGGACAUCCAGCCCAAGGACAGUGGAGGUGGUGGCGGAGAGACCCGUGAAACCAUAGUCUACCGCUUAGCUGAUGACAUGUUAGAGAAACUCCCCAAUGAUUACAUUCCUCAUGAGGUGAAAGACAGACUACAGAAGAUGGGUAUCCUCCAGCCAAUGAACAUUUUCCUGAAGCAGGAGGUUGACAGAAUGCAGCGUGUUAUAUCGACUGUGCGAACGACACUCACUGAUCUCAAACUUGCAAUAGAUGGUACUAUUAUUAUGAGUGAAACUCUACGUAAUGCCCUUGACUCCAUGUAUGACGCAAAAAUACCAGCUACCUGGCAAAAGAUUUCCUGGGAUUCUAGCACAUUAGGGUUCUGGUUCACAGAAAUGAUUGAGCGUAAUUCUCAGUUCAACUCCUGGGUGUUUGAUGGACGUCCUAACACUUUCUGGAUGACAGGUUUCUUCAACCCUCAAGGCUUCCUUACGGCUAUGAGACAGGAGGUGACAAGAGCUCACAAGGGCUGGGCCUUGGAUACAGUUGUUAUACACAAUGACGUGACUCGCUACUCAAAAGAUGACAUAACACAACCACCAGCAGAGGGCGUUUAUGUCUAUGGACUUUUCCUAGAGGGCGCUGGCUGGGAUCGUAGAGGUUGCAAAUUGAUUGAACCAAAACCUAAAGUUCUUUUUGAACCUCUUCCCGUCAUCCACAUUUACGCAAUAAACACUACCAGUGGUGGACAAGAUGCGCGGUUAUAUGCAUGCCCCAUCUAUAAGAAGCCACGUAGAACCGAUUUGACAUAUAUCGCUGCCGUGCAGUUGAAGACCAAUCAAAAUCCAGAUCAUUGGAUCCUACGUGGUGUGGCCUUAUUAUGUGAUAUCAAAUAGAUGAACGAUUUCUUAUAAUAUAUGGAAGUCCUAUAAUUUGUCUAAAUGUGAACUUUCUGUGCCAAAUUAUGAAGCCAUUGGAACUAUGAAAUGAACAAUUGGAUUUGCAUAUCCUGAUGGGAAAGGCCAUAUAUCGACUUUUACAGGGUGUUUUAAAGGAAUUUUAAGUAAUAUGGAUGAUUAUUUUUGGGGUGACAAGAGCUACAACUUUUUGGACACUCUGUAAACUGUGAUAUUCUGAGAAAAUACUCUUGAGCAACUUAAAAGUUUUUUAUACCAAUAAAUGAUAUUGUUAGAAAAUAUAAAAUGUAUAGGGUGACCAAAAAUUGUUUAAGAAUUGUGUCUUGAUUGAUUAAAUUACACAUACGUGUACUACACUGUUUGAUUUGUGUCCUGCCAUAGAAAAACAUAAUUGGAAAAUAGAUGUGACGUAAUGCUUAGUUCUUGAAUACUUGACAAUUUGUACAAAGAAUUUUGUAAAUAUUUCUUUUUUUUCAUUUCAUUGUCUUUAUAGAUGUUUCUAUGACAACUUACUGAAUAGACAAGUCAAUCAAUAAAUACUCAUGUAUAUACUGUGGUCAUUUUAAGAGCAUGUGUAUGUAUGAGUAUUAAUUAAAUGACUCUUAUAUGCCAUAUUUAUUAUCAUAAAUAUAUAUUUAUAUACAUAGAUUUACAAGGUAUCCGUCCAAUAUAUGAAGGGUAAUAAAAUCAGUUUUCCAUCCCUUUAUUUCAUCCAAUUUCUAUGGAUUUUAAUGUAAAGAAUAAAUUUUACUAUUAAACUAA
Owenia fusiformis is the source of this 8607-nucleotide messenger RNA. The record is from the annotation of a GenBank genome assembly. Lineage: Eukaryota; Metazoa; Annelida; Polychaeta; Sabellida; Oweniidae.